AUGCGUGGUGGCUGCAAGUUCUUCGAUGAGACCGACCAGCCCCAGUCAGCCAGGAAACGAACCCGACGUACUGAAAGAGACGUUCAUAACAGUGGCUACACUGAACGUACCAACAACGGUGAAGACGGCGAUGGCAACGACGGCGGCGACGACGACGACGAUGAUGGCGACGAGGAUGGAGACGAUGAUGGAGACGAUGGCGAUGACGAAGACAAAGACGAAGACGAAGACGAAGACGAAGACGAAGAAGCUGGGAAGAGCCAGACCCUUAGACAAAUACUGGACCGUGAACAUAAAGUUCUGUUGAGGCAGGCCAACCCAACAGCCUACUACACUGAGGACAUGUUCGAAACGUUAUUUGCUGAACUGCGCAAAAAGCACAAGCAAGACGCCCACGUGCACCUGUUCCCGGCCUCUAUGUGGCAUUCCCCGGGCAGUAUGGAAUGCACCGUUCCGCCGUCUGCCAAAUCCUGCGACUUCCUUGUCUUUCCCAUCGACCACGGGUCCCACUGGUCGGUCAUUUUUUCCGAUCUCCGGGGCGGGAGGCCGGUUCCGUGUCCGGCCGAAGGCCCGGCUGCGCUUUUGUUCCUGAAUGCCGUUCUGGAUCCAUUUGGCCACAGGCUCCCUCUGGAGGCAGAUAGGGUUCUCGAAUUUCUCAUAAAACAUGCGUUCGCGCAACCCGUCCCCCGCCAGACCGCACUGGUUUCCAGACUCGACCUGGUGCACGAUCUUCCACGCACGCCCCACGACGAGAAGGGCCUCUUUGUCCUACGAGGGCUGGCUUGCUUUCUGCACAGCCCGGGGGCCUUUUUUGAGAACGCGAUUGCACGGCCUAGCGAAUGGGCGGCAGAAGGCAAGCCCACAUCCGAGUCGGCCCACACCUCCCACGACGAGGUUAUGCAAACCCUCGAGGCGAAAAUGAUCGAGUCGGCAGCCGACCAAUACGUGCGGGACUUUAAGAUGUCGACACAGGGGUACUAUAAAGCGCUUCGCCGAGCUGUCGGACACCGCUUCCUCUGUGACGAUGGGCAUUCCGAGGAGUCCGAAAGCGAGACGAAUGAGCCCUCGGACGAAGCAAAUAUCGGUACGGAGCGACCGACUGUUGUCGAACCAGCCAGCACCGAGCCACCUAAUCUCGAACCCAACGGCGGCUUGCCGGGUUCUGCGUCUACUGAGCCUGUCGAGCCUGAACCUGCCGAGACUGAAGAGCCACCCGCCACUGAGACCCUUUCUCCAGAACCCGAAGAACGGUCAACCAUCCAUGUGGUUAUUCAAAAAGCCCCUAGAUGCCGCGAAGUGUCCCCUGCCCGCUCCGAAAACAACAUGGUUCCCAGCAGGGAUCCGGAGCCCGCUACGACAGUCUCUCGUCCCGAACCAACGACACGCCUCCCUCCCUUUGCCCAAGCCGCCGAGGCGCAAAUGGAGGUCGUCGACAACCGUGAUGACGACGACGAUCUAUACGUGGGCGGAAGGCCGGCGGAAUCGAAACCGACAGUCACGGGCCAACAAGCCUACGAUAGGUUCGAGACGAGAUUCAUCUUCACGCAUCGAGAGACUCCCGGUCCACGAAGCGCAUGA
Molecule: messenger RNA, 1578 nt
Organism: Sporothrix brasiliensis 5110
Lineage: Eukaryota; Fungi; Ascomycota; Sordariomycetes; Ophiostomatales; Ophiostomataceae
Exons: 2
Coding region: 1-1578 (525 amino acids)
Source: RefSeq, a predicted model, not a curated record